Tribolium madens (black flour beetle) is the source of this 2960-nucleotide messenger RNA. RefSeq names its product zinc finger protein 391-like. Bases 208 to 1755 code for a protein of 515 amino acids. Lineage: Eukaryota; Metazoa; Arthropoda; Insecta; Coleoptera; Tenebrionidae. The transcript is spliced from 2 exons. The record is from RefSeq and is a predicted model, not a curated record. Gene Ontology annotation, molecular function: DNA-binding transcription factor activity, RNA polymerase II-specific; RNA polymerase II cis-regulatory region sequence-specific DNA binding. Gene Ontology annotation, biological process: regulation of transcription by RNA polymerase II.
UGGAAGCGCAACAAGUGUUUCAAUUUUCUUGCUAAAAAUACUUUAUACAAUUAUACAAUUUUUAUUUUACGCCAUGAAGACUGUGUAGUGUUUAGUUUUCCGAUUUUAUUAGUUUCCAUUUUUACAACUUCAACAUUUAACCUCCAAACCUGCCCAACCACUUAGAGGGAAACAAGAAGAAAAUAAUAAUACAAAACUCGGUCAGAAAUGGACAUGAAAAACAAUUUGGCAUUGAAGAAGAAACGGGAAUUAUUAGGGGGCAUUAACAAACGGAAAAUGAGCCUGAGGAAGUACAUGGACAACCUCAAACAAAGUGAGUGUCGAUUGGACAUUACCCAAAUCACAAAGUGCGUUUUCUUGGGAUCUCUGUGCCUCAAACCUGUGCCACAACUCUUCGAUUCACCCCUGCUUCUGGAAGAACUUGAUGCGAAAGUUGGAAAUUUAAGGAGUGAUUAUGAAGAGUACAUUGAAACUAAAUCAAUUAUGAGUACUAAGGAACCAGUUACGAAAGAGUCUGUUAAACGAGGGCCUAAGAAAAAAACUCUAAAUUUGUCUAAGAUAAAAAAGAAAACACUGAAAGGAAAGACUGACGUUAAAACGACUCCAAAUGGCUUCAAUAGUGUGAAAAACGAAAGUGCAAGUGAACUUCUUGUAUCGACCACAGCAACUAGUAAUGUGCUUCCAGUAAUAAAUAACGAAGACAGUUCCCCAGUUGAGUCUUCAUUCCAAAAAGAAACAAGUGAAAACGUGUCCAGAAUUGAAGAAAAUCAAGUGGAAACGGUAACAAAUGAAAUGGCCUUCACAGAAGACAUGCUGGACAUGAAACUGUUAAAUCAGAAUAUUAAAGCAGUAAACCCUGAUCCUUUUGCCUUUGAAGAAGAUGAAGCAGAGCGACUUAGAAGAGAGCCAACGCCUGAAUUAAUCUUAUCAGACUCUGAUGAAGACGCUAUUGACCAAUUGAUGUACAAUAUCAUGGAUAUUAAAGUGGGACCAAACGUUUUUGACAAAGACUUCUUCGACAUGCCCCCCUCAGACAUAGAAGAAGAAGAAGAAGAGUAUGAAGAAUACUCGAACGAUUCCCAAGAAAACAAAAACGAAUCAAAUACCCAAACGACCAAAGAAAAAAAAUACAGCAAACGCGCUCCUCAGUGCAAAAUCUGUUCGCAAGUCUUCCCCUCUUAUAUGCAGCUCAAAAAACACAAACAGGCCCACAACGGCGACAAACCCUACCUCUGCUUGAAAUGUAAUGAAAACCACCAGACUUUGGACCAGUUGAUUGCACAUCUAAGAACACAUCAGGGAAAGCGGCCCUACGUGUGCAAGAAGUGCAACCAAGGGUUCAAGACGCUCAAGGGCUUGGAGAGCCACCAGCCGGUCCACGUGUUGAAAAAAGUCAGUUCCCAGAAACGAGUCUUCAGGUGUGAGGUUUGUAAAAAGGAAUUUCACAAGUUGUGCGAUUUAGAAAGACAUACGAGGGUGCAUACGGGGGAAAAACCGUCGAUUUGUAACAUUUGUAACAAGCGAUUCCAACAAGCGCACAAUUUGAAUAAGCAUUUGCUGAUUCAUACGCAAGAGAAGCCGUUCGAGUGUGAUGUUUGUCAUAAGAGGUUCGGGCGGAAUGAUGUUUUGAACAGACAUUUGCUUACGCAUUCGGUUAAAAAACCGAACCGGUGCGAGGUCUGUAUGAAGAGUUUCAUUCGGGUCUCGCAGCUUUUAGCUCAUAAGAAAAAACACCAUCCAGAAAAGCCUUCCUAGUUUUUGGGUAGUAUUGUGUUGUUGCCGUUUUAAGGCAACGAUGAUCUCCUUUUUGUGUAUAGGUAAUUGUUAUUUUACAGAAGAACGUUUAUAUUUGUUAUAUCGAUGCGUUUUAGGAUGCACUUUUGGGAUCCGAAAAUAUCAUUAAGACAAUUAAUUGAAAACACAAUUUUAAACAAUUUAAAGAAUGGUUCGAAUAUUUAAAAAAAAAUUGCGAACAAUAAAUUUGUACCACAAUAUUUAUACAAUGUACAGUUCUUAACAUAUAAAAAAUAAAUAUGAUUCAGCAUAUAACUCGGAAAACAGUCCCAGAAUAAAAAAGAAAAUAGUCAAAAAUUAACAUGUACAUUGUACAAAAUUGUCUAGGGGUUGUUGGUCAAAUAAUACAAUAAUAUAUACAUAUUUUUUAAUUUAGUGGGAAAUCUUAUUCUUAUUCAAUUAACUACCAACAAAAUACUCAUUUUCGUUAUAUAAGUAAAUAUUCAACUUGUUUCUGGAUCCCAAUGGUCAGUUUGCAAAUGAACUUGCAAUAAUUUUAUUACUUUUAAGUCCACGAAAAUACCAAAAAUCAGGAUUUACAAUUUUUAAUUUCACUACCUAUUUUUUACCGAAAUUGGUAAUUAUUUUAUUAUUUAGACUUUAUUGGUACUGUACUGUACUGAGUGGUUACCUACAAACCUACUUUUCUAACUUUAAUUGUUAUUUUUUUAUUUGCAGAAUUUUAGUUAGGUUCCUAGUUAUUCGUUUAAGUUUCAUUAUUAAUUUGCAACGUUGUAUCUACUUAAAUUUGUAAAUAUGUACUAAUUUUGUCACCUGAAGGAUUCUUCUCUCAGUGCAAUAGUUUUAUUUUUAUUCAGGUGACUCAAUUGUUAGUUAAUUUCCUCAUAUUUUAUUAUUACCUUUUGUACAAAAUUAUUAUCCAAGUGUGAUAAGUAUUACAAAGUGCCUUUAUGUAUCUUAACAAUAACUUAUUGUGCCUUUCAUUACAUUUAUUAAAUGAAAACAAGUUAAAAACUUCAAAAGAAUAGUAUAUUUUUGUCAGUGAUAUAUUGCCUUACCUAGUUUUUUACAAAUAGUUUAGCAUACUUAUACACUUACUUGUCCGUAUAAAUAACAUAUACUUUAAGAUAAUAUUAGAUAUUAAUAAUUAAUUAAUUGUAUUUGUUUAAAAUAAAUAAACGUAAAGUAUUUUCAGUAAUUUAUUA